AUGGAUUCCGAUAUUGAUAUCGAAGAACAUAAUUUACUUGACAAUCCAGCGCUUCGAGCAAUCUUUCCAGAUAUCACUGUUCUUAAGCAGGAAAUAUUUGAAAUAAACAACGAAGAUGAUCAAAAUUUUCAAGAUGAGAAUCCUAAUAUUGGUGUUGAAGGAUGUGCUCUUUAUUCAAAUGAAUCAAAUAAUUUGGCUUCAAAGUCCUUAAAACUACCUGAUAAAAUAUGUUCCGUUGUACCUAAGACAUUUGGGGAUAGAACUAAGAAAGAUUCUAAUAAGAACUUGGAUGUUGAACCUCCACGAGUCUCGGAAUUACCAGCAAUACCUAAUAAGCAGCAAGAAAACUUAGUUGUUAAUUCUAUACCCAAGCAAACUACAGACAAACAUGUUAUGAAAAACAUUAAAGAAAAUACAUUGGUUCAAAAGAGUAAACGGAAAGAAACUUCACUAUUCUUUAAAUGUUUUAGCCACCUAACCUCGGAUUCGACAGUUCAAGCAACUUCAGCGAUUCAAGUGCCGGACACAUCUCAAAAAAUAUUCUAUUUUGAACCCAAACAUUAUGGAUCUAACAACCAAUUUUGGCUCCAACACAUAUUUAAUGGUUUGCCAAUGGCUGAUAUUGACAAAAUUUUGUCAAAUGCCAUAUAUAAAUAUGAAAGUAGAAUAAAAUUGCAGGUCAGUAAGAAUGGAAUACCAGAAUACACCGAAUACCAAUGCGAGACUUGUCACUGUUUCGUAGAUUGCUUGUCACUCUUUAAACAUAUUAACGCUUGUACAAGAAAGAUUAAGAAGUACUCGUGUAAAUUUUGCGCACGACGAUUCGAUUCGGAGGAUGCUUCUACUAAGCACCUAAAAUUACAUGAAAGUUCUUUGGACCCAGAGACAUGCAGAAUUGUUUCAUUUAAUAGAAAAAUUGAUAAAAAAAUUAAUGAUUUAAUAAAAGCAAAUCCUUCUAGGCCUUAUGUUGUGUAUCAGUGUAGAAAUUGCGAAGGUCUCAUAAAUAGAAGUAACUUUUCUUCCCACAUAUGCACUUACACUGACCUAGAAAAUUGCAAUGUCUGUGGAUUGUUGUUGUACAAAAGUCACUUUGCGGAUCAUUUGAGAAAACACAAGGAAUUGCAAAGCUUUACAGUAAACAAUAUGAAGGUAGUUUUGCUUGGGCUCAGAACACCCAGUACAAAUAAAACCAAAGUAUCUAGUUUUAUGGGUAUUGUAUGUGAUUAUAUUUUUUAUAGAUGUUCCAAAUGCAAUGUGUGCAUUAAAGAAUUCAGGUGUAUAGCCAAGCAUUUUUGCCUAAUUGAGACAUGUAAAGCACAGUGCCACAAAUGUGACCUCUACUUCGAUGAAGGCAAAUUGAAAGGUCAUAUAAAACUUCACGCAGAUGAUUUAGAUUUUGUUAAAGAUAACAUUACACUUAUUGACUUUAAUCCAAAAGAAAACACAAACGAGGAUGAUGUAGUAACGCUUCCGAAAAUGUCGAAUGAACAAAGUACUCUAGUGGAUGGAGAUGACGUUGAAAUUGUUGAUGAUAAGGCAAUUCAAACCGUUGAAGAAAAAACAGCUACUCUAUAUAAAUGUGCAAAAUGUAAAUUGCAUUUUCUAAAUAAGAAUAGCGUGGAUGAUCAUAUUAGAAAAAAGCCUGCUAGAAUAACUAAACAAUUUUGUACAAAAUGUGGAUUUUCGUUCUCGCCCAAUACGUUGUUUCAUCACUUACUUGAGCAUCAUGGACAGAGAGACGUAAAAUAUACUUUCCAAGUAGAAGAUGUUUUUGGCACGUUCAAAAAGCAAAAAGUGUAUAAAUGUAUUAAAUGCAAUUUACAUUUUACCAAUUUAAAAAAGGCGAACGAACAUCAUUCGAAAUGCUCAGGCGAUUCGAGUCAAGGUGAAAAAUGUAAAUGUUGCGGUUUAAUGUUUCAUUUUUCUUAUUUGCUAAAUCAUGAAAGAAAUUCAGAAAAUAAUUCACAUACUGAUUAUGAAGUAGUUGAGGCCGAGGGCGAGUAA
This is a messenger RNA of Leptosia nina, 2004 nucleotides long. Lineage: Eukaryota; Metazoa; Arthropoda; Insecta; Lepidoptera; Pieridae. The record is from the annotation of a GenBank genome assembly.